CAAGCAACCUCACUCCUUUGCCAACUUCUUCCUCCGAGGGGGAAAAUGUAGCCCGACCUCACCAUCUGUACUCCUUUCUCACCCUAUCCCCGCUCCCUCUCGGCUGGGCCACGGACGGGCGCACAUAGAGAGCGUCCGGAGAGGUUGCGACUGCGCGCAAGUUCGCUCUCGCCCGCUCUCGCCCUCUUCUCCGACCAUGUUUCGACGUCGUUGCCACCGAUAGUCCCAGCCUGAAUCCCACACUUCCUCCCUGUCUGGCCAUCUUGUAAAGAGCAAAAAGAAGGACGCCAUCAAACCAUGGCAGGCACCAUGGCGGACUACAUGCCUGCCCAGGCGCAGGAAAAUGUGCAAGCACUGAUUGCCCAAGUGAAAACCCUAACUGUCGAGAAGUUGAAGAAUGUACUGCGCAGCGAAGGCCUGCCAUUGUCUGGAGUCAAGAGUGAGCUGCAAAUCAGAACAAUAGCCCAUAUCGAGAAGCUGCGCAAUGCAGCAGACAUGCCCGCGCUGAACCGAAUACGUGGGACGAUUAGAGGUGUCCCUCCUUCUUAUCAGAACGGCAACUCUUACCAUCCACAUUACUCGAACCACACGCCCACCUCUUCAGCCUCACCGCAGUUUUCCUCACCGAAUGCUCACAUUUCCUACAACAUGCCCUCCAACCCGUUGUUUGGUUCAGGCCGAAUAACUUUCAAAACCUCGCCUUUCUACGUCAUUGCCAGACCGCUCACUCAAAUGUACGAGUGCAAAGCGCGAGAGUCGACCAGAGACACCGCAAGGCUCACAGUUGCUUUGCCCCAAGAAACCAUCGAGACGCUAAAGAAUCCAUCAUACCGUGUCAUGGUAUUCUGCGCGCCCGAGGUGCCCGGAUUUUACCCGAGAGAACCUUCUGACAUUGCAUUUCCUCACAACGUGGAGCUGAAAUGCAACAGUAUGGAGGUUAAGGCGAAUCUGAAAGGACUGAAGAACCGACCUGGAUCGACCAGACCUGCCGAUAUCACGAGCCUCCUCAAGAAAAAGCCCGCCAACUAUCCGAACACGGUCGAGAUGAUAUAUGCUCUAACCACAAAGGACAAAUCCAAUGCACAGAAAUUCUUUAUUGUGGUCAAUCUAGUCCUGCAAAAGCAGAUUAGCGCGAUGGUCGCCGAGAUCAGGCGAGGCCGCAUGAUCACCAAAGAUCAAGUCAUUCGGGAGAUGCGUCGGAAAGCUGAAGACCCAGAUGAAAUCGUUGCUACAUCUAUGGUCCUUUCCUUGAAGGAUCCCGUCGGUUACACACGCAUCACAACGCCCUGUCGCGGUAUUGGCUGCAAUCAUCUGCAAUGCUUCGAUGCAGCCCUGUAUCUACAACUCCAGGAACAAGCGCCUACAUGGACAUGUCCCAUCUGCAAUAGAGCUGCGCCUUGGGACCAGCUGGCCCUAGAUCAGUAUGUUAACGACAUUCUGGACCUAGCGCCAAAGAGUGUAGAGGCGGUCAACGUCGAACCCGACGGGACAUGGCACAUCCAAAGCGAACACGAAACUACUUCUCGCAGGUCCAACCCAACGCCAUCUGAUGACGAUGACGGCGAUGACGAUGACGACGAUGGCGAUCUAGUGGAGAUCCGCAAUGGACCCAGCUUCCGGCUCUCGAAUCUCGAAACACUGACACCACACAGUGUCAAGACACCGCCGUUGUCUUCUCGAGAAGUCUCCACCGCUCCUUCAGCAGCCAAACAAUCAGGACACAGCAAGAAGAGACCUCGCGAAGUCAUUGAUUUAACUCUAAGCGAUGAAGAGGAUGACGGACCAGCUCCCAAGGCUCCAAGGACGUCCAACUCUUAUUCAUCUGUGGAUGUUGCUGCCACGCGACAUUCGCCUCCGGAUCGAGUCUUUUUCCAACUCCAUCCUCCCCCUCAACCAUCGCCUUAUAACUAUGACAGGUUUAAUCCAUCACUUUAGCGUUUUGCAAUGGAGCUUGGCUUGCAAACAUGGUAUUCCACUUGGUAUGGCGCUUGGGCGAAAGGCUGGACUCCGCGGCGGUAACAUGAACGUUUAGUGGGCGAAACCCAGGCUGGAAGCGCUCACUGGAAUUUCCCAAAACAUCUCUUAGGAGGCUACGCCCAAUCCCGAGGGAAUGUUGAAUGCAUAGGGAUGUCACUGGAAACAGGUGUCAUGACGACUCUUCGAAUGGGGAAGGGUUGCGCGACACGUCGUGGGGAUGGAAUGAUGAUUCAUGAUUUUACUCUGCAUACAAACAGGGAUGACUUGCUGCAGCACGUAAAGGUAUGUUUCGGGGAUUGGCCAUCAAUACCGGGCCGAGGAGAUGAUUGCAGGAUUGGCACAUGCGAUGCAUGAACAGUUCCAGCGUGCAUAUGUAUGGCUAAUACAACAAAAGCUUCCUCUUCGGGACGAUUUCAAAUGGAGUGACAAAGCUCUGCACGCAAACAACAGGAGACCAUGAGAGAUGUGUGCUCCAGGGGCUUUAACCCAUUUCUGCACCUGACACCCGCCCCCUGGCUCUCAUUUACCGGGCUCCUGUUGCGCAUGAGAAUCAAUUGUGCUCUCUCAUCUUCUUUCAAGCACAGCUACAACACACCACCUCUUGGCUUGGUCGUUAUCCUCCUUUGGCCUGACAGGCUCCCAGGGCCUACGAAGGCCGUUCGCGUCGAUCUCAAAGAUCUCUGCGGCGCGCAGACGGCCUUGGACCUCUUGUCUAUCGGGGUCUCCGUCCUCAUCCUUCUUCCCAAGCUUGUCUUUAUGAUCCUCUCCCAGCUCUGUUGACGGCGGUCGCGGCGGGAGGUUGAAUUCUCCGGUAGCCACCUCGAAGAAAUGCCGCACAAUCUCGCGGCCGGUAUGAAAGCCGGCAACCACCAACGCGCAACUUUCGGCAGGACUCACUGGUUGCGAGGGCUCCUGGCAGAGAUAGUGCAGUAUCGUCUUCACGAGGUUGACAUGCUGGGCAGGCAUCCAGAGACAGUCUGCGAUAAUGAUUCGGUCGAAGUCUUUGGGCUGUCGCUCGGCCGAUUUGCCGUAAUGCGAUGGCAGGUACAUCUUUGCCAUGCCCCAUGUGUAGCCGAAUAUGUCAACCGCAGGUGACCCCCGGUUCGGCAUAAGUGUUGUGGACGAACACAACGGCGAAGUUGAGGCUCUGGCACCUGCUGCUUCCGGCCACUUGAGUCGUUCGACAACGUUUCUCUGGACGUUUUGCUCGAUGGCGCCCGUGGUCAGAGCGGGCGACGAUGGAUGGUCUGUGAUGGUUGCUGACAGCGAGCCCGAGAGGACGGCAAUUAUGGACGGCAACGCCGUCCCUGUCUCGCAGUGAGCGAAGUCCGGGUUCCUUGUUCCAACAGCGUCUGACUGCCACACCUCAAGAUUGAAAUUCUCACGUACCGGCGCCCAGCUCAAGAACCUUCUUCCCUCGUACAUCCCAAUAUCUCUUUGGCCAGUUCCCCGUCAUCUUUCUUUCUUCGUCCCCGUCGCUCUGCCCCUGCGGUGCCCGCUCUCCAAUUUCUGCGUCGGAACUUGCCCUCUCCAGCCCUUCCGCCGCAAUCACGGCUGCGUGCCACAGAUAAUGCGCGAAAAGCUUCCUCCCCUCCUCGAUGUCCGGGUGCGGAGGGACCCUCAAGUCGAUCUUGCCGAACCUCUGCGAGUGGUAGGUAACAUGGCCUCCCGGGAC
This is a messenger RNA of Cladophialophora immunda, 3652 nucleotides long. RefSeq lists its product as uncharacterized. Gene Ontology annotation, biological process: protein sumoylation. The record is from RefSeq and is a predicted model, not a curated record. Gene Ontology annotation, molecular function: zinc ion binding; SUMO ligase activity. Lineage: Eukaryota; Fungi; Ascomycota; Eurotiomycetes; Chaetothyriales; Herpotrichiellaceae. The transcript has 6 exons. Bases 298 to 1935 code for a protein of 545 amino acids.